Monomorium pharaonis (pharaoh ant) is the source of this 7077-nucleotide messenger RNA. RefSeq lists its product as uncharacterized. Gene Ontology annotation, cellular component: neuronal cell body; membrane; axon. NCBI's taxonomy places the organism in Eukaryota, Metazoa, Arthropoda, Insecta, Hymenoptera, Formicidae. The transcript is spliced from 3 exons. The coding region runs from base 389 to 1744 and encodes 451 amino acids. The record is from RefSeq and is a predicted model, not a curated record. Gene Ontology annotation, biological process: sensory perception of taste.
UUGGUUAAUAUUAAAAAUAAAUCCAUUUUUUUAUUUUCUUAAUUGACGACGUCACUAGUCAUUAUCUUUCCUUGCUUUAAGUACAUUUGUAAAUAUCAAGGUUAAUUAACAAUUUUUUUAAUCCAUUUAGUAGAUUAAAAUUGCAUAAACGCACCUACGCACGCCUUACGUAAGCACCCAAUUUAAUGUGGUAAAGUUACAGAGGUAAUAGUAGUUUUCUGUUCUGCGUAAAGUGUCAGGAAGGAUUUACUAGUCGUGUGCUUGUCAGAGUAUUUCGUUUUUAGAAAGCUUUACUAUUUCCGUUUAGAAUAUUCAGCUUCGUGAACUUGAACAUAAUCAAUAGUCAUACUCACUUGUGAAACGCGUCGAUUAACAACAGGAGUCGAAGAUGGAGGAAAUCCACAUCCAAAUAGAAGACAGUUCGCCUUCAAUAGAGCACACCUUACGUCCAAUAACGUACACUUCCUGGCUCAUGGGAGUCGGCGUUGCACAUCCGCGCAAAUGCCACAAGAGUGUCACGAUAAUUCUACGUAUAGUUUAUUUAGUUUUGUGUUGUAUUAUUAUGAAAUCCGACAUGACAAAUUUCUUCACCUUUGGCAGCGCGGUCGCUAUUAAAGGCGACAUAUUCGAGUUGAUGUGCUUAAUAAACCUGAUGAUAAUUUACGUAUCUACGUAUUACUACAUUUAUCAAGGGAUCAGGCAAUACGGCAAGUGGCCGGAGCUAAUGGACAGAAUAAAGGAGCUUGAUGAGAAGAUCAGAAUGGAAACAUUUAUGAAUGACCGGCCAGUAAAAAAUGUGGAAGCGCUAGCGAUUCUGACGACAUUCGCUUGGUGUACUUUAACCCUAAUUGUGCACGUCUUGUAUUAUUACUUUACAAAUCCCAAUUUAAUCUUCGAAACUGACUUAAUGUAUUACUUCAUGUCCACCCAAUCCCUGAUCAACAGUUUUGUCUUCGACAUUCUUGUCUAUGUGGUGUAUUACAGAUUCCAAACGAUAAAUAAAUUGAUUGGCCAAUUGAAUGAGCUAUCGAAUACGCCGUGGGUCGCGUAUAAGAUCAGACGCAUCCGAGAAAUGCAUAAUGGUAUCUGUGACCUCGUCAUCAUGAUAAGCGAUAUUCACGGGUUUUAUCUCCUUUUCUGUUCGGUGAACUGCCUCACCAUGGUCAUAUCUACACUAAUCAACAUCUACAUAGCAAUCGUGGAGAAAAACAGCACGUUUAUAUUGUCAACUAAUGGUUUUACGAUUCUGUACACCACGCAAUUUGGCCUGAUGUGCUGGAUUUGCACGCUCGCGCGUCGAGAAUUCGAGAAGACCGGGAUAAUUAUAUACGCAAUAUUACUGCAUUCCAAACCUGGGCAUCUUGAUAAACUAAACGGGACGAGGAAUCAAUCGAAUCUAGAUGUGCGAACGCCACUGGAAGGUCCGGAUAGCGAGCAAAAUUCUAAUUGGAGUAGCGGUAACAGUUUGAACAACGUCAUCAUAGAACAUCUCUUACGUAAAAACUUGGUCCGUGAUUGUGUCAGAAACGAGAUCAACGAUUUUUUGAUUCAAUUGCAACAUCGUCGAGUAGUAUUUACGGUCUGUGAUUACUUCGAAAUGGGUAAUGCUUUAUUCUGUGGCUUUAUUGGAGUGAUUUUUGCUUAUUUAGUAAUCUUCAUUCAAUUCUAUCAACGACCCGGAAACAAAAACGAACGUUUAUGGAAUAUAGCUAACGACACGCAUUCUGAUGUGUCAGAAUUGUAAUUGUAAUAUAGUGUGUUAUUCUUUACUCUUACGUGAAACAUCAAGGAGAAUUCACGAUGCACAUUUGUCAGAGUGUUUUGCUUUUAGAAGAAACUUAUAUUUUUUUACAAAAUAGUCUGCAUCGGAUACAAAAUAUUUUGUACGGGAAACUUUAAUAUAACAGCAGCCAUAUUUGCUUGCAAAAUGAGUCACUUAAGAAGAAAAUAAGAAGUAAAAUUAAGAACAAUGUUUGCCAAGAAAAUAAUUUGCCAUAGAAAGGGUAUACUUUACGUCCAGUAUCACAACUAUAAGAAAGAUUUUAGGAUAUAAUGCUAUUAUUCUUCAAUCUAUCAUAAAUAGAAUCGAUAUAACACCAAUCAUAUUAAUUAUCAAAGAAGAAAUAUUUUAUUCUUAAUUGGAAAUCUCUGAAAUGUAGAAUAAAUUAAUGAUUUUAAUGAUAUCUUACUAAUUUUUUAAGAAUAAUUUAGUACAUCUGUGACAAUCUUAUGAUAUUCUAGAUUUAGAUUUUAGAAUAGACCGAUUUGAAGAAUAGAUCUAAAAAUCUGAUCUUAAUAUUUCUGGAAGGGUUAAGUUCAUUACACCAAUACUGACACUAACACGUUAACGUAUAACGUAUAAUUUUCUUGUUCCUGCAUGUUAUUUCUGUAUAAAAGUAAUAGAACAAUGGUAUGGCUCAUCGGCUUUAAUAAUAAAAAGAGCGACGUCUUCGUUCUGUUAUAACUGCUCACGUUGUUGUUAUCAACAAAAGACGAUAGCAUAUAUGUUCGCAUUAAAUAUUAUGGUGCUAACAUCGUGCGUUAUAAAAUCGAGCAAAGACUUAUUCUAAACGUAAAAAUAUAUAAGUUUAAAAUUAUAUAUAUGUUACUCUUGUCUGAAAAUAAUAAAUUUUACUUAAUUCAAAAAAGAAGAAUAGGAAUUAGUGAUGUAAUCUUAAUAUUGUUUUAUGUUUAUACUGCAUGAGAUUACAAUAAAAUUAAAUAUAUCAAAAGUAUUUUUUGUCUUAAUAUCAGAAAUCCUUUUUAAGAGGACAUAUACAUCUUGAUUUAUGGACAUAAGCGUUAUACAUUUUCAAAAAUUUUUAAAAGCUAUGAUGAUAAUCAUAUGUAGUGUUCAUUCAUGCAUAUUGUUAGCGCGAUGUACAUGAUUUCUUUACAUUUGAUAUCACUUAUCGAUAUCACUAUUCGAUAUCACUGACAGUGAUAUAUUAUGAACGUUUUUGACAGCGAUAUAUUUAAGUUAAUAUAUACUGUAUGAACAGCGUGAUGUGUUGCAUGUCGGCGUAUUACUACGUUUCACAUAUGAUUACGAGAUCAGGCAGUACGACAAGUGGUCAGAGCUGAUGGACAGAAUAAAAAAGAUUGAUUAGAAGAUUAGGAGAGAAACACCCAUGAGUGACCAGCCAAUAAAAGAUAUGGAAAUGUUGAAGAUUUUGGCAACAUUUACUUGAUGUUCUUUAUUUCUGAUCGUUCAUGCCUUGUAUUAUUAUUUCAUAAAUCCGCUAUAUAUUUCUCUAUCCGACUUGCUUUAUUACAUAUUAACGUAGUUGUUGAUCAAUAAUUUUUGUCUUUAAUAUUACCGUCUAUUUAUUGUAUUACAGAUUUCAUAAAGGAACUAAUCGGCCAGUUGAAUGAGUUAUCUCGUGCCUUGAUCUCAAGAUUAGACGCAUCAGGAUUGGACAAUGGGAAGUGGUUUUUUGUGAACAUUAUCUUUUGUAUUAUUAUAAUUGAAGUGUAUAUGUAUGGCCCAAAAUGUAGUUUAAUACAAAUUAUAAAAAGAUAAUAAUAUCAAAUCGAAAUGUCAAAUCGUAAACUGUAUACAGGUAUUUGUGAACUUGUCAUGGUAAACAAUAUUCAUGAUUUUUAUUUCUUUUUUUACUCGGUAAAAUGUUUUAGCGUAAUUGUAGCAACUAUUAGAAUUGUUUAUUUAUUUAAAAUCGACAUGCGCGUCAUAAAGAAGAAUUUUGUGUUUAUACAAUUACGUAGUAUGCUUCGUAUUUUAUAUGUCACGUAAUUUAAUUUAAAAUCUUAUAUCAUUGAUGAUUAUCUCUUUUUGUAAUCUUCUUUGCAAUAUUAUUAUAUCCUGCUUACACUUGUACGUCCCAAGCUUAAUUAACUAUUUUACUAAAUGUAUUUAAUUUAUUAAAACCGUUUGUAUGAAGAGCAACUGGCAUACCCUCUAAUGUUGCUAAAGUAAUACGUCGUUUUUUAUUCAGCGUAAAGCACCAGAGAGAUACAACGCGCUUGCUUGUCAGAAUAUUUUGCUUUUUAUCUGCUAUUUUCUGUAAAAUAAUUGCGAGAAACUUUAAAAUAAUUAACAACCAUACUUGUUUGCAAAACACGUUCGAUUAGUGUAAAAUACGAGGAAAAAUGGAGGAACAGGUGCAUGUGAAAGUGGAAGACAACUCAUCUUCGAUAGAGCACAUCUUAUGUCCAAUAACGUAUAUCUCGUGGUUCCUGGGAGUCGGUAUUGCACAUCCGGGCAAAUGCCGCAAGAGUGUUACAAUAGUCUUACGUAUAAUUCAUGUGGCUUUGUGGUUUAUUAAUAUGAGAUUCGAUUUAAUGAACGUUUACUUUAUUUUCAUACUUACUACUGAAACCGACAUAUUCUACCUCACGUUCAUUAUACAAUUAGUGAUAAUCCACGUAUCUACGUUUUACUACAUUUAUCAAGGGAUCAAGCAAUACGACAAAUGGUCAGAACUAAUGAAUAAAAUAAAGGAGCUUGAUCAAAAGAUUAGGAUGGAAAUACUUAUAAAUGACCGGCCAGUAAAAAAUGUGGAAGCGCUAGCAAUUCUAGCAACAUUCGUUUGGUGUCCAUUGUCCCUGAUUGUGUACUUCUUGUAUAAUUAUUUUACAAAACGAUAUACGAUUACCAGAAUUGAGUUUAUAUAUUACUUCAUGUCAAUCCAGUCGUUGAUUAACAGCUUCGUCUUCGACAUUAUCGUCUAUGUGCUGUAUUACAGAUUCCAAAUGGUAAAUAAAUUAAUCGCACAAUUAAAUCAGCUAUAUGAUGCGCCAUGGAUCGCGCAGAGGAUCAGACGCAUCCGAAAAAUCCAUAAUGGUAAGUUUUUAAAACUAUUAUCUCUUGUGUUGUCGUAAUUUAAGAUGCAGUUCAAGAUACAGUUUACUACAAUUUAUGUAAAAAAUUGUAAUGAUACCAAGAUGUAAAUUGUAAUAGAAUCGUAAAUUUUGGGUUUUGCAGGUAUUUGUGACCUCGUCAUCAUGGUACGCGAUAUUCACGGACUUUAUCUCCUCUUCUUCUCGCUGAAUUGUUUCACCACGGUUGUAUUUAUACUACUUACAAUCUACGCAGACAGUACGGAGGCGGGCAACUUAUCUAUAUUGCCAAUUGGCCUUAUUAUUCUGUACAUUACGCAAUUUGGUUUGAUGUGUUGGAUUUGCACCCUUGCGCGUCAAGAAUUCGACAAGACCGUGAUAAUUAUAUACGAAAUUGUACUGAAUUGCAAAUCUGCGAAUCCUGAUGAACUAAACGGGACAAAAAAUCAAUCGAAUCUAGAUGUAGGAACGCCACCGGAUAGCGAGCAAAAUUCUUGGAGUAGCAGUCACAACCUGAACAUUGUCGUCAUGGAACAUCUCUUACGCAAAAGCUUAGUUCGUGACUGUGUCAGAAACGAGAUCAAUGACUUUUUGAUUCAACUGCUACAUCGUCGAGUAGUAUUUACAGUUUGCGACUUCUUCGAAAUGAGUAAUGCUCUAUUCUGUGGUGUGAGUGCACAAUUUAUUUAUUACAAUUUAUGUAAAAUUACUUUUGAAUUGCAAUUUAAGUAAUAGCUCUCGUGCAAAUCAAUUAACUCAAUUCAAAUUAUUUUUCAGUUUAUUGGAGUGAUCAUUGCUUAUUCAGUGGUCGUCAUUCAAUUUUAUAAACGACCCGAUGAUCUAAACGAAAACUUAGUCGAACGUUUAUGGAAGUUAGCUAUGAAGAAACAUUCUAAUGUGUCAGAAUUGCAACAGUAAUAUGUCGUUCUUUAUUUUUACGUGAAACAUCAAGGUAAAUUUAUAAUGCGCGUUUGUCAAUAUUUUGGUUUCAGAAAAACUUUAAUUACUUUUUCCGCAAAUAUUAUGCAAAAUAUCGGAUACAAAAUAUUAUAUAUAAGAAACUUUAAUGUAAUAGCGACCAUAUUUGUUUGCAAAAUGAGUCGUUUAAAAAGAAAAUAAAAGGUGAAAUGGAGAAGAAUGUACCAAGAAGGCAAUUUGCAGCGAAAGAGCAAACUUUAUGUCUAAUAGUAUUAAAUAUUAUACACGUAUGAGAAUUAUUCUAAAAGUUAUAAGAAUAAUUAUAUAUAUUUUUCGUCUGGACGUGCGUACCGUUAGCGUAGUGUAUGACACGAUACAUUUUUCUUUGAUAUCACUUAUGUUUUUGACAGAGAUAUAUUCGUGUAUCGAGUGUACGUAUUUAUGUAUUGUAUAAUUCGAUGUGUUACAUAUUAACAUAUUACUACAUUUCACGUUCAAUCAUGAGAUCAGGCACUGAUAAGUGAUCGAAGCUGAUAGGCAGAAUAAAGAAGCUCGAUCACAAGAUCAAGAGAGAAAUAAUUAUGAUCGGCUAAUAAAAACACAUGAAAGUGCUAAAGAUUCCGGCAACAAUCGACUUGAUGUCCUUAUUUCUCCGCCGCGUGCACGCUCUGUAUUAUUAUUUUUUAAAUACGGAAUACAUUUUACAUUCAACUUGCUUAAUAUGUUAACGUAGUCAUUAAUUAAUAGCUUUGUCUUCGAAAUUGUCGUCUAUGUGUGAUAUCAUAUUACAAAUAAACUAAUCAGUCAGUUGAAUUAAGCUAUUCUGUGGUUUGCAAGCAAGAUUAGACGCAUCAGAGAAUUGCAUAAUGAUAUAUUUCUUGUAGUCCUUUUAUUGUAAUUAUUGUAAUUUAAGUGUAUAUGUAUGGCUUAAAAUGUGGUUUAGUACUAUGAAAAGAUUCUAAUAAUAUCAAGACAUAGUCGAAUUGUAAACUAUAAUAUAUGCAGAUAUUUGUGAUCUCGUAAUGAUAAACGAUAUUAAUGCGGUCUUCAUUUGUUUAUUAAAGUAUAGUGUAAUGGAUAAAUAAAUAAUUUAUUAAUUAAAUUAUAUUAAAACUCUAAAUGUAUACAAUUAUUUCCUUAGCCUAAACUUAAUCUAUGGUAGUUUAAAGAUUCGGUCGCUGUUUCCUGUUUCUCUCUCUCCUUUAAAUCUUGCUUGCAUAUCUCACAUCUUUAUCUUUUCAGUCUUCUAUUUUUUUCCUUUUCCUCUAUUCCGCUUACCUUAUGGACAUUUGUUUCCAUUAAAUUUUGUUUUAUUUAUUUUAUCCUUUUUGUAUAUUCCAUUCAAUUAUUUUUUAUUUG